GUUUUUCAGCUCGAAAAAUGAGCUGCAAUUUUUAAUCUGCUGAAGUAAGUAACCGGGAUAGGCGAGCGUACGGAACGUAUUGAACCAUUUAUUUCAUAAAAGGAAGAAUACGUUCUAUUUGAAUAUUGACAGUUUUUUUUCAAACUUGCAACAAAACAAAACAAAAAAAUGACUCAGUUUAACAGGGGACCAGCGUACGGUUUAUCCGCUGAAGUAAAAAGCAAGAUAGCUCAAAAAUAUGACUCCCAGAAGGAGGAGGAGCUGCGUGUUUGGAUCGAGGACGUCACUGGCAUGCCAAUCGGGGGGGAAAGCUUCCAGAAGGGCCUCAAGGACGGGGUUAUCCUCUGCGAAUUGAUAAACAAACUUCAGCCUGGAUCGGUGAAGAAAAUUAACCAUUCCCAACUUAACUGGCAUAAGCUGGAGAACCUUGGGAAUUUCAUCAAAGCCAUUCUAGCCUAUGGGAUGAAGCCUAAUGACAUCUUUGAAGCGAAUGACCUCUUUGAGUCUGGGAACCUGACCCAAGUCCAGACCUCGCUUCUGGCCCUGGCCAGUAUGGCGAAGACCAAAGGCAUAAAUCCAAAGACUGACAUUGGAGUGAAAUAUGCAGACAAACAAGAAAAGUGUUUUAAUGAAGAAAAGAUGAAGGCUGGCCAGUGUGUUAUUGGACUGCAGAUGGGAACUAACAAGUGUGCCAGCCAGGCCGGUAUGACUGCAUAUGGGACCAGGAGACACCUUUACGACCCAAAGACACAGACCGACAAACCAUAUGAUCAGACUACCAUCAGCUUGCAGAUGGGAACCAACAAAGGGGCAAGCCAGGCUGGAAUGGUUGCUCCAGGAACUAGAAGAGACAUCUUUGACCAGAAGGCAGCGCUGCAGCCAGUGGACUCCAGUACCAUCUCGCUACAGAUGGGCACCAACAAAGUGGCCUCGCAAAAGGGCAUGAGCGUGUACGGGCUGGGCCGGCAAGUAUACGACUCCAAAUACUGCACCGCCCCCACAGAGCCUGUAAUACACACCAACGGAAGCCAGGGAACAGGAACAAACGGCUCAGAGAUCAGUGACAGUGACUACCAAGCAGAGGACCCGGAGGAGUAUGAUGGCAACUAUAACGAUGAAUACCAAGGGCACUACAAUGACCAAGGCGUAGAUUAUUAAGUGACGUAGUCUGUAGAAAAAACAGUAUUAACCCAGUGUUUUAACUACCAAGCAAGCCUUUGGUAUCUUUGCUAGUCUUCCUUAUCUUCUGAUGCCUAAAGUAACAAGUAAAAAAUAUUAAAGUAUUGCCUUAUCUACAUUCCUAAAUUCCUCUAACCUCAACUUUUGCAUUUUGUGGUCAAUUUAUCUGGUCACCUUUUAUAACUUUUUUUUUUUUUAAAUAAUCUUUUGUCCUAUAUAAAGUACGGAGUACUGUGAAUAAUAAUGUUCUUUGCCAUCUUACUGUUCACUUUGGCAAUCUAUGCAAUAUCCAAUGUGCACCAUUUUACCGUCUCAAUGUAUUACUUGCAUUCUUAAUUUUCAGCUUGUUCUGUUCAGUUCUUAAAAAGAAGCAAGCACAUUUUGAUUAAAAAAAAAAAACACUUAUCACAGUGGAGUAGUCAAUGUACUUUUUACCACAUUGAGGUAUGGUAAUAUUUUUGGACAAAGUUUUAUUCAUGUCAUUGUGACUUACUGGAAAUCUGAGGGCUAAUGAUGAAGAAGAAGAAAACAAAAAUGAUAAAUUGUGAUUUCCUCUGUCCUUGAUGUUAGCUUUGAAAUCACUGGAACUGUGUGUUUUGAAAUCAUGAAGAAUGAAUGUUAAAGUGUUUUGUUAUAUUCAUUAGAACUGACCAAACUAUUUUUAUUGUAAAACUUCUGUUUUUAUUAAUUAGUCUUGCAUUGUUGAAUGUGCCAUACUCUACCCAUGUAGAAACUCUGAUUUUCCUUUUUUAAAUGUAUUUAUUUCCAUGUCUUUCGAUACAAACUCUUUUUUUUGUGUAUGGUUCUUUUUAUAAAUAAAUGUUGUGUUAUAAA
Acipenser ruthenus (sterlet) is the source of this 2013-nucleotide messenger RNA. RefSeq names its product calponin-3-like. Gene Ontology annotation, molecular function: actin binding. Lineage: Eukaryota; Metazoa; Chordata; Actinopteri; Acipenseriformes; Acipenseridae. The transcript has 7 exons. The coding region runs from base 169 to 1158 and encodes 329 amino acids. The record is from RefSeq and is a predicted model, not a curated record. Gene Ontology annotation, biological process: actomyosin structure organization.